AUGUCGCGCCCUGGUAUCGGCGAAAAACGCUUCUCAGCAAAUAAAUUCUACCCCCUCCUGGAUGACAGCAGUAACAACAACAACAUGGCAAACCCCAACGACGCUACCAUCGAUAUCCCCCUAACUACCGUCCCCAGUCGCGGCACCGGUGCUCGCAAGACCAAUACCAACAAUCUCCCUUCUCCAACGGGCUACGGUAACGGUUCACCUAAUGACGAAAAACCGCAACAUCGUCCUGGACCCGGCCGGCGGAAAAAGACUGGUGCGGGGGAAUCGAUACAAAACGGCGAAGAAAGCGAAGGAGCGCUCAACACCAUGGGGAGGAUUUAUUUUGCUGUUUUGAAUUUUUCGGUCAUCACUCGUUAUUUCAUCUAUGUUUCGCCCUUGGCGCUUUUGAUUGCUAUUCCUAUUAUUAUCGGUACCACUGCGGCUCCGCAUGCUGCUAUUGGUGGUGUGAGGAUUUGUUGGUUUUUCACUUGGAUUGAAGUCAUUUGGAUCAGUUUGUGGGUGUCGAAGAUUGUUGCCCAUUUCUUGCCGUUUCUUUUCCAGUUUUUUGCCGGGUUUGUCAGCCCCGGAACGAAGAAAUAUGCCCUGAUUUUGAGAUCUCUUGAAAUCCCGCUGUCCUUGGUGGGGUGGGCGAUUGUCUCUUUGGCUACGUUUAUUCCUAUCAUGACCCAGAAUCCGACUCAGCGGGCGAAUAACGAUACAGGGGAGAAAAGCUGGCAGGCAACUGUGAAACAGAUUCUUUUUGCGCUGCUCAUCUGUACAUUGAUUUUUUUGGCGGAAAAGGCUCUUAUCCGGUUGAUCUCUGUCAGCUAUCAUCGCAAACAGUACGAACUACGGAUCAAAGAGUCCAAGCACAAUGUCGAACUGUUGGGUUACCUAUACGAUGCGUCUCGUGCCAUGUUUCCAGAAUACUGCAAGGAAUUCGCGGAAGAAGAUGAGAUUAUCUCCUCGACAAUUCUCGCUGAUAAGAAAAAGGGUCAUAGGCGUGGAGAUUCUGUCGCGCCUUUGCGUCUGAUUCGCAAUGUUGGACGUAAUGUCGGCCGUGUCAGUGAUAAGGUUACUGCUGCCUUUGGAAAUGUUGCCCACGAGAUUACCGGCAAGAAUAUCUUUGAUACUGGAUCUGCACAUGCGAUUGUCACUCAAGCAUUGGAUAAGCGCCAUGCCUCUGAAGCUCUCGCUAAGCGUAUCUGGAUGUCGUUUGUCGUCGAGGGACGAGAUGCCCUGUACGAAGAAGAUAUUGUCGAGGUCAUGGGUGCGCAGCGCGAGGAAGAGGCAAGAGAAUGUUUCCAUAUCCUGGACCGCGAUGGAAAUGGCGACGUCAGCAUGGAAGAAAUGAUUCUCACCGUUGCCGAGUUUGGACGUGUCCGCAAGUCCAUUGCCAGAAGCAUGCACGACGUCGACCAGGCCAUUCAUGUUCUUGACAGUUUGCUUCUUACCGUGGCUUUGAUUAUCAUGAUUCUCGUUUUUGUCUCUUUUGUGACCACCGGUGCGGCCACUGUCAUUGCCGCUGGUGCUACAUCUCUACUGUCUCUAUCCUUUGUCUUUGCAACCACAGCUCAGGAGGUGCUCGGAUCUUGCGUUUUCCUAUUUGUCAAACAUCCUUUUGACGUCGGUGACCGUGUCGAAAUCAACAGUCAGGAAUUGUUUGUCGAGGAGAUUUCCUUGCUGUACACUGCCUUCCGUACCGUGGCCGAACAACGAGUCACCCAGGUCGCUAACAACGUGCUCAACUCUGCUUGGAUUGACAACGUCACUCGCUCGAAAGCCAUGCGCGAGCGGAUUUCUCUCUUUGUCGAUUUUGGUACCACUUUUGCCGAUAUCCAGUUGUUGAAAAUCGAAAUGGAGAAAUUCGUGCGCGACAAGGAUAAUAACCGUGAUUUCCAGCCCGAUAUCGAAAUCGAAGUUAUCAGCGUUGGAAACAUGGACAAGCUCGAGCUCCGUAUUGAGAUUCGCCACAAAUCCAACUGGUCUAACGAAACGGUCCGCGCCGCGCGUCGAUCCAAAUUCAUGUGUGCUUUGGUGUUGGCUAUCAGGAAAAUCCCCAUCUACGGCCCUGGUGGCGGUGGUGCUGCAUUGGGCGAUCCCAGCAAUCCGUCGUAUUCUGUUAGCAUUACCGACGAAAAGGCAAAGGAAUAUCGUGAAAAGGCUGCUGAGAAGAAAGAAGAAGCCCGUCUAGUGCCUACGAGUGCUAUGAAGGAGUUGCAUUCAACUUUGUUGCCGACUGUGGGAGCCAGUACUGGUGUUGAAACCGUGACAACUUCUGGUGGACUUCAGCAACGAAGCGGCGGAUCAGUCAAGAAACUGAGCGAAGCUGAUUUCGUCGGUGCGCUGAACAGUCGUCCAGUUGGUUACGAUCUGGCUCGUCCUGAGGAAACAGCGCAAUUGUAUCGCAUACCCAGCGCCAAUUCCACGCAUGAGCAGCAAGCAUUAAGCCCUGUUCAGGAUAUGAGUGACGAGCAAACAUCGCUCCUCCGAGCUCCAUCGACAGGUCGCCGCAAAGAAAGCAGUACCGUUCCAACUCUGCAUCAACCAUCUCCCUUGCUCAUGCCUCCGUCAGCCACUGGCGCAAUCCCGGCUAAUUCUGGCUCAUCGAUAACAUCCCAACAAAGCCAAGGACGAACAGAUCGAUACGAAAUUCCAAGCUAUUACUCCGCUGCCCCUGCUGCCACCACCACAGGCACAACCCCAUACGGAGCCCCCUACGAAGCCAAUAAUCCAUAUGCAGGAAAUUAUGGAAACGUUUCUCCGGCGCCUUCGACCGCGGCCAGUCAAUACAGACCUGCACCACCGCAAUACCAGUCUCCGCCGGCAUCUGCAGCAGCAUCGAAUACGCGUGCAGGUCAAGGGCCAGCGGGUAAUGCAUUUGCGCAGCAGCAGCAACAGCCACGUUCUGCACCACUCGAUGAUGAAGAUAAUUAA
Molecule: messenger RNA, 2925 nt
Organism: Talaromyces stipitatus ATCC 10500
Lineage: Eukaryota; Fungi; Ascomycota; Eurotiomycetes; Eurotiales; Trichocomaceae
Product: serine/threonine protein kinase
Exons: 1
Coding region: 1-2925 (974 amino acids)
Biological process (GO): intracellular calcium ion homeostasis; calcium ion transmembrane transport
Cellular component (GO): membrane
Molecular function (GO): calcium ion binding; calcium channel activity
Source: RefSeq, a predicted model, not a curated record